CUUGUGUGGGAUACUGGAAGAAUAAUAAUGUUGAAAUCAUCACAAAUGACCAAGGGAACCGAAUCACCCCGUCUUAUGUAGCUUUCACAAAUGAAGAGCGAUUCACUGGCGACGCUGCUUGGAACCAAGCUGCAACCAAUUCUGCCAACACAGUUAAUGAUGCUAAGAGGUUGAUCGGCAGGAGAUUUAGUGAUGAGUUAGUCCAAGAAGACAUGAAACUAUGGCCGUUCAAGGUCACUCCUGGUGCAGAUGAUAGGCCUCUGAUUAUUGUUACCCACAAAGGUAAAGAAAAACAAUUCACCGCGGAGGAGAUUUCAUCCAUGGUUCUAUCUAAGAUGAAGCAUAUAGCCGAGGCUUACAUUGGAUCAACAGUGACUGACGCAGUUAUAACCGUCCCUGCCCAUUUCAAUUUGUCACAGCGUCAAGCUACCAUAGAUGCCGGAGAAAUCGCCGGCAUUAACGUGUUAAACAUCAUUACAGAACCAGCAGCCGCAGCGAUUGCUUACGGGCUCGAUCUCCAUUCCGCGGGUUCCGAUGAGAAAAACAUUCUUGUGUUUGACCUAGGAGGCGGUACUUUUGAUGUUGCGGUUCUCACCAUUGACAAGGGUAACAUUCAAGUAAGAGCUACCUGUGGUGAUUCUCACCUUGGUGGUAAAGACUUUGACGAUCGAAUGGUGAACCACUUCAUGGAGGAAUUCAAGAAGAAGCACAAAAAAGAUAUGAGUGGAAGUCCUAAAGCGAUUAGGAGAUUAAGAACAGUUUGCGAGAAGGCUAAGAGGGUGCUUUCCUCAAAUCGCGAAACAACCAUCGAGGUCGAUUCCCUAUUUGAAGACAUUGACUAUUCAACAACUAUUACGAGGUCCGAAUUCGAGGAAUUGAACUCGGAUUUAUUUGCCAAGUGCAUGAAGACGGUUGAAAAGUGUUUGAGAGAUGCCAAAAUGAAGAAGAAUACACUGGAUGACGUCGUCCUCGUUGGCGGUUCGAGUAGGAUCCCAAAGGUUCAACAAAUGCUGAGUAACUUUCUAAACGGAAAAGAACUUUGUAAGAAAAUCAACCCAGACGAAGCGGUAGCUUGUGGUGCAGCUGUUCAAGCCGCAAUCUUGAGCGGCCGAGGUGAUGACAAGGUUCGGGAUCUCAUGCUUACGGAAAUUACUCCGUUAUCUCUAGGUUUAGGAUCGAUGGGAGACAAAAUGUGGGUAGUAAUUCCUAGAAAUACCCCCAUCCCUACCAAGGUAUCAAUACGUUGUUAUACUGCUCAUGAUAACCAAACUUAUGCAAGUUUUAAAGUGUACGAAGGUGAGAGUUCCAUAGCAAGUAAGAACCAUUUGUUGGCUGAGUAUGUGGUUGAUGGCAUUCAAAAGGCCCUCAAAGGAGUGCCGAUUGAACUCUGCUUUAAUUUGCGAGCCAACGGCAUCUUGGAGGUCAGUGAGCCGGAUACAAGAACGGGUGCAGAGAAGAGCAUAACUAUUGUCAAUAGUGGAAGACUAUCGAGGGAUGAAGUCGAGAAGAUGAUGAAGGAAGCAAAUGAAUUCGCGGCCGAGGACGAAAAGCACAUGGAGAAGCAGAAAGCGCGGAAUGAUUUUGAGAAAUACUUCUGUGACAUGAGAAAUUUUAUAGGCAAGACAAACUUGUCAUCUGUUGACAGAAGAAGGGUUGAAUACGAAAUUAACAAGGCGUUUCAAUGGUUGGAUGGGCAAACAGAGGUUGCCGAAGUUCGUGAAUAUGAAAAGAAGAAGAUGGAACUCACCGCUCUCAUCCAAAACCAAAGUGGCUGAUGCGAUGAAGCCAAAUCAAUGCGACUUUUUAUGUUUAAAUGUAAUAGUUUUCCUUUCCGUUUUUUCGCUGCU
Molecule: messenger RNA, 1847 nt
Organism: Oldenlandia corymbosa var. corymbosa
Lineage: Eukaryota; Viridiplantae; Streptophyta; Magnoliopsida; Gentianales; Rubiaceae
Source: the annotation of a GenBank genome assembly